AAAAAAAUUGAAAAAAAGAAAAGGAGAAAAAAGCCUGCCGAGUUAAGUCAAUCUUAGGCUGCUGUUCUUACCUACACCUGGUGAACUCAAAGUCUCCCUCCCAUCUGGGGCGUAGGUAAAACCCUCCUUCACACCCAGAUCGACUCCAACAGCGCCAGGGGGCGGUCUGCUAGAGGGGCGAGACAUGAAGCGUAGGACCGCAGGAUUCGUCCGGCGCCAGGGGCGAGACAGGCAUGUAGUCGUCGGACACCGCCCGCACCGCCCGCCUCGAGCCUCUGUGCGGCGGCGUGCUGACCGUGGUGUUUACCCUCAGCUUACCGGGACCACCACCACCACGACGCUGGGCACGCUUUGGGUUGUAGGACGGCGGCGGCAUCGCCGCGGCGGAAAAGGCAUACGUGUUCCCACCGCUCGGCCUGGUGUCCAUCAUCUGUGCCGUUCGUGGAGCACGAUAUUGCUGCUGCCGGUGCUGGGCAACCGCGUUCGUCCUGUCUGGACCAGCAGCCCCUCUCUUAGGAUGAGCUGUUCGCUGCUGUGUAGUCUGCCUGCCGUCCUUGUUGACCCCGUUGCGUCCAGAGAGGCCAGGGGUGUGUUGGCGCGCGGGCCUGGCCAGGAGAGGCGUCGAGUGACUAGUAGUACUGGUGUCCUUGGGUUUGCCACCACCGCAGCAGAGACUGAGAAAAGUGCAGGAAGCGCUGCUCUUCUGUCGGGCGGGCCUGUGCCUCUCGUCCAUUUGAUGGAUGUUGUGCUCUUGUCGUCGUGACUUUGAGAGUAUCUUAUAUAAGUAUAGGUAGUGCAAAGUGUCUCCGUGGACUGGAAUUAGGGAGAUUAAGUUGGCU
This is a messenger RNA of Chaetomium strumarium, 839 nucleotides long. RefSeq lists its product as uncharacterized. The transcript has a single exon. Lineage: Eukaryota; Fungi; Ascomycota; Sordariomycetes; Sordariales; Chaetomiaceae. The record is from RefSeq and is a predicted model, not a curated record. Bases 185 to 763 code for a protein of 192 amino acids.